Messenger RNA from Letharia columbiana, 1629 nucleotides. RefSeq lists its product as uncharacterized. Gene Ontology annotation, molecular function: heme binding; iron ion binding; oxidoreductase activity, acting on paired donors, with incorporation or reduction of molecular oxygen. Lineage: Eukaryota; Fungi; Ascomycota; Lecanoromycetes; Lecanorales; Parmeliaceae. The record is from RefSeq and is a predicted model, not a curated record. The transcript is spliced from 3 exons. The coding region runs from base 1 to 1629 and encodes 542 amino acids.
AUGGACCUCAGCCUGUUCUCGACGUUCGUUGGCGUUUCCCUGCUGGUUGUCGUCGUAUAUAUUUCACUCGUCUAUCUGUUCAGCCCCACAUACGACCCAAGAGAACCACCGGUAAUCUCCAGCUUGAUCCCAUAUGUCGGGCACAUACUCGGAUUACUACGCUAUGGCCAGCGCUACUUCGAAAUCUUGAGCGCUCGUAACAACCUUCCAAUCUACACCCUCCAAACCCUCAACAAACGCACCUACGUCGUCAACUUCGCCGACCUCGUCACGGCCGUCGAACGCAACGAGAAAACCAUCGCCUUCUUCCCAUUCGUCUACUCACUAGCUCCACGAUUCUUUGACCUAGCGCCGGACUCACGAACUAUGGAUUUGAUCAGGUACAACAUUGAUGGUAAGAUUGUAGGUAAAGAAGGAAAGGUGGGCCUGGUGCAUGAGACCCAUAAGGGUAUGCAUAGGGAGAUGGCUCCGGGCCCUAAUCUUGAUAGGAUGCAUGAGGCUAUGUUAGGAACUUUGGCACCCUUUUUAGAUGAGUGGGCGGUUGAAGGGGGGUGGGAAGGGGAGCUCUUUGGGUGGAUUAGGCCUAGGUUCACGAUUGCGAGUACGGAGUCCAUUUAUGGGAAGAGAAACCCAAUUCGUCUUGAACCGGAGCUGGUCGAGGCUUUUUGGGACUUCGAGAAGGACUUUACCAUGAUACUUCUCGGCCUUUACCCCAAAUAUACUGCUCGAAAAGGCUACGCAGGCCGCCGAAAGCUCCACCAAGGCCUAAACGGGUACUUCAACCGCGGCGACCAUGAAUACGGUCUGGGCGUCUUGAAAGCCCGCCACGACGCCGUAACCAACAACGGCGGCACGACCGACGACGUCGCCCGCUUCGAAAUCGGCGAUCUGAUCGGCGUGCUCGUCAACGCCACACCCACAUUCUUCUGGAUGCUACUGACCAUAUACUCGGACGCCGCUCUCCUGGAGGAGAUCCGCACCGAGAUCGGAGCCACGAUGACAACAACAACAACAACAACAACCGAGCCAUCCGCAACCGGGCACAGAAAAAGAAAGCACGAAAUCGACAUCACAGUCCUCGAAACCCAAUGCCCGCUCCUCCUCUCCGCCUACCGCGAACUCCUCCGCCACCGCACCCAGAGCUCCUCCUCCCGCUGGGUCAUCCGCGACACCAUCCUCGCCUCCCAAUACCUCCUGAAAAAAGACUCCGUCCUCCUGGUCCCCGGCGCCCUCAUCCACGCGGACCCCAUCUGGGGCCCCGACCGCACCGAAUACAACCCCCGCCGCUUCCUCAAACCGCCACCGUCACCGUCCGCCGCCGCCGCCGCCCCCCCGGCGAGCGGUGCCGCCAAGGUCGUCCACCCGGGCGCCUACCGCGCCUGGGGCGGCGGCCAGACGCUGUGCCCGGGCCGGUUCUUCGCGACGACGGAGAUCACGGGCGCGGUGGCGAUGGUGCUGAUGCGGUUCGAGAUGGAGGCGGCGGGUGGGAAGUGGGUGUUUCCGAAGGUGGAGGGGAAUCGGGUGGCGAGCAGUAUCCACCCGCCGAGUACGGAUGUGAGGGUGAGGAUUCGGGAGAGGGUUGGAUGUAAGGGGGAUGAGUGGGGGUUUAUUUUUGCCGAGGGUGUUUAG